AUGGGCCAACAGGGAGGUGUUGAGCCGGAGCGAGAGGUAAGGGAGAGGGGAACACGCCAAGAUUCAGAGUGUGGGGUGAAGGAAGCGGUCGGGGGAGGGGGAAGGCGGAAAGGAGGGGAGGGGAGGGGAAAGGAUAAGGGGAGAGAGGGACGCGCAGGAAGCAUAGGGGGGAAGGCGAGAGAGUUGGAGGUGCAGGAGAGAGUUUUGGACUCGCCUCGGCCGCACAACACGCUCUCACAAGUUUCCGAUAUGUCUCACAAGGUUGCUCACUCACCUCGCGUGCAAAACACGCGCUCACACGUUGCAGAUUUGUCUCACAAGGUUGCUCACUCGCCUGGAAGGGAAGGGACCGCACAAGGCACGCCUCGUAGGAAGGGAGUCGCGGGGGAAACUCCACUUGGCCCGGGAACGGAGGGGGGUGGGGGGACGAAGGUGAGAGUGGGGUUGGAAGAGCGGAGGGAGCAGGAAGGGAUGGAGGCGACGGGGAGGAAGGAUAGGGAGUGCAAGAGCAGGAAAGGGGUGUCUAGAGGAGGAAGGAAUGCUUCCCCGCUCGCUUCUCCUGCUGCAGCAGCGGUGACUAAAGCAGGAGUGAGUAAGGGGGGAGUGACUAAAGGCGGAGUGACCAAAGCGAAAGUGACCAAAUCAGGAGCCACUGCGGCUGGUACUGCCAGUCGUUUAAGUCAAUCCCCCCUUGUGACCAGCGACGGCCUUUCAACAGGAAACAGCACCACCAUGCACCCACGUGCCGCUAAUCCCCACAUCCAAGCCCUCUCGCAUCCCCAUUCCCCAUCACGGAACGUCAGCAGCAGCAGGAGCAGGAGCGGGAGGGGAGGGAGGGGCGGGAGCAAGGCAGAGGGUGAACGGCGUGUGAAGACAGCGAGCAGCGGCAGCAGCAGCAGCAAAAGAGCAGGCAGUCAGAAGCAAAGGCGCGGCGCAACAUCCUUCUCUGCCUCCACUGCUAGUGCCGCAACAGCAGCUGCUGAUGCUGCUCCUGCUGCUGCCACUGCUGCUGGUGUGGGCAGGGAAUCUGGGGUUGGGAGCAUGGGUCGAACGAACCAGGUGCAUGCGGAAGAGAAUGAGAAAGAAGGGAUGGACUGGAUAGAGGCCCCUUGGGGAGGAGGCCGGUGGGAUGCUGCUGCUGCUGCUGCUGCUGCUGCUGGUGAUUAUGCCGCUGCUGAGGAUUAUUAUGCUGCUCCUGGUGCUUCUCCUGGUGCUGCUGCUGCUGCUGCUGCUGCUGCUGCUGCUGAUGAGGAUGCAUUCAGUGAUGUGUUUGAUGAUGGCGUGGUGGAGAAAGGCCGUGUGGUGGUGCGAGGUGAUGCGGACGUGCUCAUUCUGGACUCAUGCAGUGAAUGGGGCGACGGGGAUGGGGACAGGGAUGGGUAUGGGGCUGGGUAUGGGGCUAUUGGGUAUGGGGAUGGGUAUGGACAUGGGAAUGGGGUUGUGGGAUGGACUGUUGGGCCGGUACAAGAGGAGUCACCUUCCUGUGUGGUAGCUCCAGGCAUUGCCGACGUGCUCCUUGUAGACUGCUGCGGUGACGGGGAGGAUUGCAGUGAGGGAAGGGGAAGGGGUCGCAGCAGCACGGGAGGAGUUUGUGGAGAUUGGGAGCGCUCCGGUGCGGUGAGCAGCGGUCGGGAUGGUUGCGACGAUGGCGGCAGGGAGGAGGAGGAGGAGGAGGAGGAAGGGGGGUUGGGAGGAGGGGUGGCGCGGGGGAAGGGGAAUGGGAUGUGCAUGGAGGUAGGUAUGGAGGCAGGUAUGGAGGCAGGUAUGGAGGCAGGUAUGGGGGCAGGUACAGACCAAGGCACGGAAGCAGACUGGGAGGAACACAGGGACACAUGCUGGGAUGCAGGGAUUCAUGGAGAUGCAGUGUUAGAGGGUGGGAAUGUGAGGACCCUUGUGGCACGAUAUGGACAGAUAGGAACGCGUGGGGAAGAAGCAGCAACACCACCAGAAGCAGCAGCAGCACUGGCACCAGCACCAGCAGCAGCAGCAGCAGCAGCAGCAGCAGCAGCAGCAUCACACAAGGCUCUAGCCCAGCGGUGGCAGUCGCUUCGCAUUCAUUCGUCUUCUCUUGCUGCCGCCGCCACAAUUGCUUCAGCAAAGGCCGCAGCGGCGGCAGCAGCAAGAGGAGAAGCAGCAAGACACGAAGACCUAUCAGCAGCGCCUAUCCCAACCACCAAGACAGGUCCUUUCUCCCCAGACGUCUUCUCUCCUGCAUCCUCUGCCAGCUGUCGCGCCGUGGUUGGUGGCAGGAGUGCAUUCGCAGGUGCAGGUGCAAGUGGUGCUGAUUCUUCUUUUUCUGCUGGUGGUGUUGGUGUUGGUGCUGCACGUGGUGGUGGUGAGGCAGGCCGGCACCCAGCAGGACGGUCCCCUCUUGGGCUGCGCCCUGCUGGCUUUGCCUCGUCCAUGCUUGCUGCUCCCAUUGCUGCUGCUAUAGGUGCUGCUGGUGGUGCUGGUGCUGGUGCUGGUGGUGGUGCUGGUGGUGGUGCUGGUGGUGGUGCGGGUGGUGGUGGUGGUGCUAGUGGUGUGCUAGGCAGAGCGAGCAGCACUGGUGUGUCGCCCAACACCAUUUCCCCUCGUUCCCGCCUCGCCUCCUCUUCCUCUUCUGCCAUGUCCCCAGCAACCGUAGUGGCAGCAGCAGCAGCUGCUGCUGCGUUUGAAGCCGCAGCAGCAGGGGGGAGAGGCACGCGGGGUGUGAUGCCUCCCUCGCCUCUUUCGCUCCCGUCUCUCUCGUCCAUCUCCUCCCUUUCCCUCGGAAACAGCCGGGGUUUGACGUGGCGUCAGGGUAUGCCGAGUCUGGUGCUGGAAGAAAUGGAAGAGGAGGAGGAGAAGGAGCAGAGCAAGGAUGGGAGUGCAAAGAAGGCAAAGAAAGGCAAGAAGCGUAAGGAGGAAAAGAAGAAGGCGAAGGAGAAGGAGAAGGAGAAGGGAAAAAAGCCAACGCAGCAGGAGCUUUUAGACUCGAGUUCUGAGUUCCGAAAAAUCCACCACCACCAUCACCACCACCACCACCACAACAACCAGAAGCAGCCGCAGAAGUCACAGCACGAGGAUUUGUCUCCCCGUAGGCUGUUACGCAAAGCGCAGAGCGCUCCACGUGCGGUGAUAGAGGAUGAAGAGGAGGCGGUGAGACUGCUGGCUGAGGGUCAGCUUCCCUGGGUGCACAGCACUCUCGCCUUUGCCCCUCCCUCCGCCCUCCCACCUGCUGAUUACAACCGUUCCUCCGCUUACCCGCACUCCCUUUCGCACCCUCAUGCGAGUCAACCACCAGCAGCAGCAGCAGCAGCAGAAGGUUAUCGAAGCUCCCUUCCGGGUUCGCUGCGUACCAAUAGCAGCAGCAGCAGCAGCAGCAGCAGCAGCAGCAGUUGCAGCAGCAACAGCAGCAGCAGCUGCGACUUUGGUUCUCCUUCUUUUCCAGGCCGCGAACCCGAGAGUGCUGUGGAUUCGGGCCCAAGGGCAGCACGGCAGGAGCAGCGGAUGCAGGAAGGUGGGGAGGGGGAGUCACUGAGUCCUGUGCCAGUCCUGGACCGUCGCCCUCCUCUUUCUCGCACCUGGACCGCCCCCGCCGAGCGAGAUCGAGAGCGAGGAGUAUCAUCAGGAGGUAGAAGCGGUGCAGGUGCGGGAAUCGGCAAAUCCCCCGGUGCUGUUGGUUACAAAGGUGGUGAGUACCGCGGUUACCACGGGAACCGCGGCAAUUCUCUUGGGUGUGGUGGGCUGGAGGUAGCUGUUGGGGACGAUGGUAGGGCAGGGAAGGAAAAGAGGGAGGGGAAAGGGAGGAAGGGGGAUGGGCCUGGGACGGCAGAUGGGAAGAGAGGGGGGAAGAGGGCGGAAGGGAGUGAGGCUGAGAGGAUUGGUGGGGGUAUCGGGGGCGUUGGCAGCAGUGGCGGCGGCGGCAUUGGCGGCGGUGGGGUAGGUGGUUUUCGUGGUGGUGGUGGUGAUGGUGGUGGUAAGGGGAAGGAAAAGGUGAGGGUGUUGCGACGAGGGGUAACUGAGCCAGCAGAGAGGAGUGGUGGGGGAGGGAAGGGGAGAGAGGUGGGGAGGAGGGACGGGACUGGUGAUGGCAGGGAAGCAGUGGGAAUGAGAGCAGCCAGGCCGCUGGCACAUCGGUUGCUCCGAACCCAUAACUUCCCUCUAGCCGCCAAUGCCCCUGCCGUGGCCCUGGAUGGGUUUCCCUCCCCCACGUCCUCCCCGCUUGCCUCCCCUGCCCUUGCUGGCAACUCCGCACUGAACGCGCUGCUCACACCCUCUCGAACAGUAUCCAUGUUUCCUCGGGUGGCCGCUUCUGCUCGCUUGCCUGUUUCUGCUUCUCUGCCCGCCGAACCUCCUGCAACUCUUGCUGCUAGUAUUGCUGCUGCGGCUGCUGCUGCUGCUGCUGCUGCUGAUGAUACUACUGAUACUGGCGCUUCUGUUAUUGUUACUGCUGCUGGCGAGGCUGCAAGGCUCGGAGUACCACCAGGCAGCAGCAGCAGCAGCAGCAUUGCAAGAGGAAAAGGAAAGGACACCACAGGCCAUGAGACAUCGGUGAAGAGCAGUAGUAAGGGUAGGCAACAGCAGCAGGACAAGUCGCGGCAGCUGCGGCGGGGCUAUUCUGACAAGGGUGCAUCAGGCACACACGAGGAGCAGCCCACCCACCUGGUACACGAGACAAUCAACGACCAGCAGCAACAGCAGCAACAGCAGCAACAGCAGCAACAGCAGCAACAGCAGCAGCAGCAGCAGCAGCAGCAGCAGCAGGAACGGCAGUCAGAACAGGUAGAUUCGAUACAGACAAGCCUAGUGCAGGCACGCCUAGGGCAGGCAGAUCUAGAGCAGGCACAACUGGAUCAGUCCCAAGUGACUCAGGCCGACCUGUCCCAGUCACACCUGGAUCCGUCGUCACACCCGGAUACAGCAGAGCAGCAGCAGGUUCCGUUCGAUCCAGACUUGCUGUCGCCUCAAGACUCGGCCCUGCUCUGCUCCUCCACCUCCAUCUCCUCCAUCUCAUCCGUCUCCUCUUUUGACGACGACUUCAGCAUGACCAGCGGCGCGUAUGCAGGCACCCGUGCUGCAGCUGCAGCAGCCAAUGGCAAGGCCAGGAGCGGCUCGGGUAGUGCGGUAGCGGGUGAGCUUGUAGAGGGUACAGAAGCUGCUGCCGGUGCUGCUGCUGCUGCUGGUGGUGGUGGUGGUGGUGGUGGUGCUGCCGGUGCUUCUGCUGCUGCUGCUGCUGCUGCUGCUGCUGCUGCUGCUGCUGCUGCUCCUGCUGCUCCUGCUGCUGCUGGCGCUGCUGGCGCUGUUGUUCACGCUCCAAGGAAGCCGCUACCAGCAACGAUGAACAUCCUGGUGCGGGACAAGCCCGAGGGGGACGUGGUGCGGCGGGUGUGUGCAGCAGGCAAGGGCGCAUCAAUGGUUCUGGAAGAUGAUGGAAUCGAGCUCUCCUUUGCACUGCGGCCAGCACACGAGUUAGGGGUGGAGGCAGCAAGAGCAGCGGCGAUAGAGGCAGCAGCAGCUGCUGCAGUAGCUGCAGCAGACGCAGCAGCAGCAGCAGGAGGAGGAGGAGAGGUUUGGGAUGAAGGAGAGGGAAGCAUCCAGGCAGCGCGACGAGCAGAGCUUCGGGCACGGUUGCGAGUGGAUGUGGCUGGAGAGAGUGGCUGUGGUGUGGGCACUCCAGACCAACAGCAGUUGCAGCAGCAGCACAUUUUAAACGGGCAAUCCGAGCAGUCCCAGCAAAACCUCCAGUUUCAGUUCCAGCAGCAAGAGCAGCAGCAGCAGCUGAGUGGUGAGCGUGGCAUGGCUGUAGUGCUGAUAGGGUCUGCACGAGGGGAGGCAGGGGCAGAUGGGGGUGCUGGGGGGACUGCAGUGGGGGUGUGGCCGGGACAGGUCGUGCCUUGCAGCGCGGGCAGUGGCAGCAGGGGCAGCAGCAUUGGCCGCAGUGUAUCGGAAGGAGAGGUGCACAAGAGCGGCAAGGGAGCAAAGGGAGCAGGCAAGGGGGGAGGCGAAGGGAGGGGAGGAGGGAGAGGAGGUGGAAAAGGGUACGGGGAGGAGGAUGAGGAGGAAGAGGAGGGGGUGGAGUCGCCGCUCGCACAUGGUCGAAUGCUUCGGGCCUUGCAGCAGCCGCGGUCUGCAAGGCAGUCGAUGCUGGAGGGGAUGUUCAACCGCCAGUGGGGCAAAGCCAAGAGCGAAGCAGCCGCGCUCUGCAAGGCAGUCGAUGCUGGAAGGGAUGUUCAACCGCCAGUGGGGCAAAGCUAA
Molecule: messenger RNA, 6219 nt
Organism: Closterium sp. Naga37s-1
Lineage: Eukaryota; Viridiplantae; Streptophyta; Zygnematophyceae; Desmidiales; Closteriaceae
Source: the annotation of a GenBank genome assembly